AUGGUCGGUAUCCCAAGGAGCAAAGGCUGUCGCAUAUGCGUCAAGCGUCGAGUCAGGUGUGACUUGACACGCCCAAUCUGCAAUAACUGCGCCAGAGGCAACCGACCCUGCCCAGGAUACGACUCCGAUCUGAGGAUUUACGAUGAAGGCUCAAAACUCCGAAAGCGCUUUGGUCAAGGGGAUGAAUCAGAGUCGAGGACCGAGUCCGACAGCGUGUCGCCAUCUACGAGCCAUCAAAGUCAGUCAACAGAGUCUUCGCCCGAAGGUUCAACCGACCUAAUCACCCGUUUCAAUACGCCGGAUCUAGAAGCACGUCACUAUCGACCCAGCCAAGUGCUACCGGCUCGUAAUACCUUUUUUAACAUGCUAGAGAGCCAGAUAUAUCCUGAUUCCGAUCUUUGGGGGGCGACAAUUUCAACAACCGGCUGGGGCGGUCCUCUCGGUGACGACUCAAUCUACCUGGAGAUCCCGUCAAAAAUGACACUCAAUAACCCCAUCUACUCUCCCAACCUAGUACAAGAACAACUUCUCAACACCUUUUCUUCCUCGUUGGGGGGCCACGGUCCACUUUUGCUUCCUCGUCAGAUGCGAAGCCACCAGAAUUGGCUGGCCCAGUUACCUGCCCUUUUCGGUACAAAACUCCUCGAUACGGCGGUUCGCGCAGUCUCUUUGGUUCAUUUGAGUCGAACGCAACGGACGGAUGUAUUUGUGCAAGAAUCAAGACAAUACUACGGCAAAGCGUUGCGUCUUCUCAAUCAGUCGCUCACUGAUGAUACCAAGGGGAUGUCGACCGAGACGCUGUCUGCAACGAUUCUACUUUCAUUCUACGAGAUGUUUGCUUCCGACUCGAAUCAGUCCUGGGUGCGCCAUGCUGGUGGCGCCGGGACAUUGAUGCGCAUUCGUGGACCAGACCGUCACCUAGCAGGACUGGAUCGGGAUGUCUACCUUGCUUACCGCCAUACCAUCGUCAUUGAUGCCUUCAUGAGAGGAGAAGCCUGCUUUCUAGCCGAGCCCCAAUGGAUAGAAAUGGCCAAGAAGAUUCAUGAAGAUCUACGAGCCACUGGUAUUCCUGACGAGCGAAUGGGGAUUUUCGACCUCGCCGAGGAGUUCUACAUGGAGCACAUCUUUAUUCCAAAGACUUUACGCGAUUCUCGGAAUUUAGGCGAGGCACGACGGAAGUUGCCCCCCGACCAAUAUGCGGCCCAUUUAGAGACGCUCCUCGCAAGGACGCGAUUGCAUAGAGCCAACCUCAAAUCUAUCAAUCUAAGACUCCGAGCAGCCCUGAAGCAACAAGGCCUCGAAACCUUGUCAAUGGAAACCAUGGAUCCCGUCUUUCCAAAACAGUACAUCUUUGUCAACGUAUUUGUUGCGUCAACCCACGUUGGCUAUUGGACAAUCAUGGUCAUCCUCAACCUCAUUUUAAAGGACAUCGAAAAAGAUGUCGCGCCCGAGAAGCACGACCUGUACCUUAUGGAGAAUCGGGAAAUUGCUCGAGAGAUGUGUCGGACUGCGCCGUUCAUGUUGACAUCAUCUUUUCUGGGACCGUUUUUUAUCAUCUUCGCUCUCAGACUGUGCUUGAUGGUGUUCGAGCCUGGACUAGAAAGAGAUUGGGUAGUACAAAAACUCAUCCAAAUUGGUGAUACCCAUAUGAGAAUGGCCUCGGACAUCCCACCAUUUGACCCAAAGUCAACCUUUUAUGACUAG
This is a messenger RNA of Fonsecaea pedrosoi CBS 271.37, 1704 nucleotides long. RefSeq lists its product as uncharacterized. Gene Ontology annotation, biological process: regulation of DNA-templated transcription. The transcript has a single exon. Gene Ontology annotation, molecular function: zinc ion binding; DNA-binding transcription factor activity, RNA polymerase II-specific. Bases 1 to 1704 code for a protein of 567 amino acids. NCBI's taxonomy places the organism in Eukaryota, Fungi, Ascomycota, Eurotiomycetes, Chaetothyriales, Herpotrichiellaceae. The record is from RefSeq and is a predicted model, not a curated record.